AUGGAAAAACGGAAGACUGAUAUCCGUUCUCCGCAGCGGUUACCGCUCAAAAUUCUUCUCGGACUUCUUCUGCUCGCCAUUUUCGUCGAUGCCGAAUCUCCGCUCACCCCGGAAUCUUCAAGCCUCGAGCAAGAAAGCGCCUCGUCUGAUCUUCACAAACGUCAACUAUCUCCGUCCGAACAAGCUCAGAUUCUCAGCGAUGUCCAGCAGCAUCAAUCGAGGUUUGGCCGAGUCGCGAACCCUAUUCAAAAUCUUCAGAUUACAUCGCCGUUCCCAUCCUUAGCGAAGUAUAAGGUUGACAGAGCGAAACAACAGCAGGAGCUUCUGCAGCAGCGACAGCAGCAGCAGCUGCAGCAGCAAAACUCGAACCAGCAACGCAUACAGAAUUUCUUUGAGACAGCCCAAACUCAGUAUCAGCCUCAGGCUGUGAAACAGCAGCAACAAUAUCAGCAGAUCCUUCAAUCCCAGCCGCAGUUUAGUCAGUACAAUCAAAAUUUGCCCGUCAACAAUGCCAAGUAUCUAAAUCUGAACCAACCACUCUUCAACGGCGGUCAAAAUAUUCAGCUUCAAAGUUACUUCGAGAAACAGAGGCAACUCGAGUUCCUUCAAAAGCAGCGGGAACGCUUGUUGGCCGAGCAACAGGAACUCAGAAGGCAGCAAGAACUCUUGCGGCUCCAGCAACUUCAACAGCUUCAAACUACCACCAGCACCACGACUCCGGUUCCGUUCCGUUCAACCUUUUCGCCCUUGCUCUUGUCCUCGCCAAGUGCGCGGAAGAUCACCUCGGCAGAAAGCGAUUUGUUUUUGAAGGCGAUAGCUAGUCACCAGAAGAAGUUUUCCAGCACAACAAGCAGCCCUCCAGUAGCGACGACGACGACAACGUUGAGGACGACGACGGUUGAAGCUUCACCGAUUCUCAUCUCUCGAGGAACAGCUCGUGGUAAAGUGGUCGACGACAAGCAGGAGAUACCUAAGGAUAUUUUAUCCCUUAUAGAAGCUCAAGAGUCACAAGGCACCUCGAACGUUUCGCAGAACAGGAAGUCCAAGCCGCAGAUACAGAUUAUUUACCAGACCGAAAAGCCUCCGGCAGGUGCAAUCAGGCAGAAAUCAUCGGCCAAGAGCAAGUCAUCUCAGUCGUCAGCUCAGCGAGAAGCACUCUUGAAGCAGUUGAAACUGGCUUUGCUCCAGUCCCCGGAGGACGAAGCAGCCAAGAACAUAUCUACCAGAGACCUGGUACUCCCGAAUGGAAAAACUGUGCAAGUCAUUCGCGCGCCGAACGGCUUACCUUCGGUCGAGUCUCAACUGACCUCGGAAUCUCUGAAGGAAGUAGUGAAGGCGUCUUUGCCUACUACCAGCAUCAGGCCACCAAACGCGAUUCUUGAGGAAUUGACAAAAGGUGUUCUUCCACCUGGCGCAGACUUCGAAGUAUUGAGGCACAAGCUUGACGGGAACUUGGAAGAAGUCGGGAAAGGUCCUUUGGAGAAUUCACCCGCUAAGAAAGUCACUUUCGUUGUCCUCGAGGAGCAGCCGGACGGAAGUUACAAGGUUCAAGGCGUCAAGGGCAACGCGGACAAAGAAAAUGGCGGGGAUGUUGAGUCCAUAGUGGAGAGGAUCAAGAAUGGAGAACUUAAACUGCCUCCUCCGUCUGUCAAACCUUCGUCACCCACCGCUGCUGGCGUCGCCGAAACCAUAACUACAACCCGGAAAUCUUCCACGAUUACAAACACUCCUACAGUAAUCACCGGACCUCCACCGACCACAACUUACAGGCCCCAAACCGUCCUUGAAACAGGGAGAAACAUGGAUUUCAGCAAAUCUUCAAACGACCGUCUUCCUUUCGUCACGAUUUCAUCGUCGUCAGGCGGAUCGACGACCGACAGAUACGUCACUUCGGCCACCACCCCCUCUAGCCACGUGUACAAUUCUUUUCCCAGCACAUCAAGACCUUCGGUGCAUCAAACUCAGUCCUAUGUUUCCAAGUAUCCAGUUUCUACCAGGAGCCAUUUCAUUCCAACCAUGGCUCCGGUCAGUGAAAUUGUCACCCAGCAUCCAACGACCACGCCUUUGCCAACUACGACUUACGCCGAAUAUACUACGAAUAGGUAUUUCAGUCCUACUACUUACAGUGACUUUGGCUCGAAGACCGCAGCUUCGCCGUCUCCUAGAUCCAUAGCAAACACACCCAAGACGAACGUUGUUUACGAAGAAAAUUAUGAGAGCAGUACCCUGUUCGAUCCUACUUCCGUCCUCACUGUCGCACCUCCAUCCUCUGAUUUGGCCGGUGAUAAUCUUAUUAGAAUUCUUAAACGGCAAGGACUCUACGCCAUGGCUAAGUUCCUUGGGCAGUCUGGACUCGACACUGUUCUCAAUGAUACCGGACCUUACACGAUAUUUGCUCCCACCGACAAAGCCUUCAGGGCAUUACUGGUGCAGCUUGGAGGACCGGAAAAAGCUGAGGAAAAGUUCCGCGAAAAUCCCCGUCUUCUGAGUGGACUUUUGCUGCACCAUGUGAUUCCUGGUGCCUUCAGGAUCGAAUCUCUCCAGGAUGAAAUGACUGGAGUCAGUCUGGCUGGGACUCAGCUUCGAGUAAACACAUAUAACAUGCAAGAUGUCGAAUGGAAUGAUGUAACCACGAUCAAUGGAGCAAGAGUCUUACCUGACAAACAAAACAUCGAAAUUCCUCAGGGAAUUUCGCACGCAGUUGAUAGAGUUAUGUUUCCACUGCCUGUCGGUGAUUUAGUACAAACUCUACAAGCAGAUCGAGAGCGUCGCUUCACCGUCUUUUUGAGAGCGCUGCACGCCUCUGGAUUGGAGGAAACUCUAUCUGGGUCAAAGACUUACACGAUAUUUGCCCCAACCGAUAAUGCGUUUAUGAUUGCAUCCGCGUCUCCAAACGGAAGCCCACCAUGGCUAGACGAUGAAGAUAAUCAAGAAGCUGCAAGAGCCAUCGUUUCGAGGCACGUCAUACCCACAACGCUCUUUACUGCAGGCAUGAGAUAUUAUCAGCAGAAGGAAACUCUUCACUCUCAGGCAUUCCUACACAUCCACAAAAAUUCAGGCCGAAUCAAGGUAAACAAUGCUAAAGUUAUUACUUACAACAUUCCGGCAACGAACGGAGUUAUUCAUGCAGUUGAUACGCUACUCUAAAAGUCUUCGGUUAUCGUUUAAACAACAAUUUCAAGCUCAGCUAUUGUGGGAGGGAUAUGGAAUGUACUCUUCGUAAGUACAUAUGCAGUAAGUAAGUAUGCAUGCAUUGGUGAAAUCUAUCGGAAUUGUCAUUGAAGGAGAGAAUAACUAACGUCUUGAAAUAACACUUAAAAACAUUCAACUCUUUAAUUUAUUUGAACAAUUAUUCGAGUUCAUCUUCCGUAACGUGAAAUAAGACCGGAAAGUACUUACUCUGAGGAGCAGAAAAGCAGAUCAUAAGAUAUCGCAAAGUUAACUAACCCAAUGAAUAUGCCAUAAGUGUUGCUUAAAUCUUUCUCAACAAUUAUCAUCACAGUGAACAUACAAAUUAACAAGAAUUAUCAUAUUAUAUAAAAUAAAUUAUACAAAACGAAUGUACGUGAAAACGUAAAAUUAAAUACGGUGCUCGAUUAGACUCGAGAGUUAACGAGGUGCAAAACUGAGUACCGAGUCAUGAUAACCGUUCAACUAGGAUGUAUAAUAUAGUUCGUAUUAAUUUUUUAAAUAAAUGUACAAACUUUUUUCAUAAACAUUGAAUUUCAUAUGCUCAAGCCUCUCCAUCCGCAUCAUCCUAAUCCUGGUGUGAAAAAUUUUAAA
Molecule: messenger RNA, 3783 nt
Organism: Diprion similis
Lineage: Eukaryota; Metazoa; Arthropoda; Insecta; Hymenoptera; Diprionidae
Exons: 7
Coding region: 1-3147 (1048 amino acids)
Biological process (GO): macroautophagy
Cellular component (GO): fungal-type vacuole membrane
Source: RefSeq, a predicted model, not a curated record